Molecule: messenger RNA, 591 nt
Organism: Oikopleura dioica
Lineage: Eukaryota; Metazoa; Chordata; Appendicularia; Copelata; Oikopleuridae
Source: the annotation of a GenBank genome assembly
AUGCUAAAUGAUGUUCAAGUCGGAGAGACGUUCCGCGUGAGCUCGCACUAUGAUACAGUAACAAUCGAUGGAUUUGUCGAUCCUGCCGGCAACGACAGAUUCUGUCUGGGGCAGCUCUCCAACGUCCACAGAAAAGACAAAUCAGAAGAUGUCCGAAUGCACAUCGGAAAAGGCAUGAAGCUCAAAAUCGUCAACGGCUCAGAUGUUUGGCUCACCAACGAGAGCGAAAAUGCGAUUUUUGUCUACAGCUCUUUCUUGGACUACAUGGAACAGAAGAAACCUGGACAGCUCGUUCAUAAAAUUCAUCCCGAAUGCCAGAUUAAAGUCUUCAGUCUGGAUCACUGUGACAGAGAGAUGGAAACUCAAGUGAAGGCUACGCAACAAACAAGCAUGGAAACGUUUCGAUCGAUAAAUGACGGCACUGGGCGAAACAACGGUAUGCCUCCUUCAUACACAAGCGUUGGUGUCGAUGACCUAAGACGACUUUGUAUGCUUCGAGCUUCCUUCGUCAAGGGCUGGGGCCCUGAGUACAACAGGAGAACGAUCAAAGAAUGUCCUUGCUACGGUUACAUAAUGCUGCUCUAUCUCUAA